Molecule: messenger RNA, 798 nt
Organism: Suillus bovinus
Lineage: Eukaryota; Fungi; Basidiomycota; Agaricomycetes; Boletales; Suillaceae
Exons: 2
Coding region: 1-798 (265 amino acids)
Source: RefSeq, a predicted model, not a curated record
AUGACCCUCUUAGUACUUUACGCUGUCCUCUUCUGCGUUCCGUUUGUUUGCGCUUCACUCCCAAGUCUCAACGAUACCUAUAUCCAUACACUUGAUUCCAGCAACUUCUCACCCUCCGAUACCAGAACCUUGUGGGACAUUCUCUUGAGCUGUGGCUUAACUUUGUUUGCCUGCACAUGGACUGCCAUACAUCCAAACAUUCCGGGUGUUAACGAUGGGGUGGUUCUCAUUAUUUUCUAUCGUCUAUGCCUCAUGGUUGUAGCGUUGUUCAUCCCUGAAUUCAUGACCAUCUGGGCCAUGGCGCAGUUUCACUAUGCUCAGAGAGCUGCAAUGGAUUUCAAUCGUGGCUUUGGUGCUCAACGCGCCCAGUCCCAUAGCGACGAUCAAGCCAUAUGCCAGAGCGAGCGGGCAGUCACUGAAUGGACACUGACGCACGGGUUCUUCGCAUUGAUGGGUGGAUUCGUGCUGUACGUCAAGGGUGAGCCGCGGGCCACUCUUACACCCAGUGAACUCCGGGAGUUUGUCUACAAGGGAUACGUGGAGAUGCCUGUCAUUACGGAGGCAGAAAUCGAAGACCGGAGUAAGGGCGAUGGGCUAUACAAAUGCAUUGCUAUUCUCCAGCUGGUGUGGUUUGUCGUCCAGCUCAUCGCCCGUACUGCCCAGGGCCUCCCGGUAACGCUGCUCGAAAUUGACACCCUAGGCGUAGCCGCUCUGGCCUGCAUUGCCUACCCCUUUUGGUGGAAGAAGCCGAAGGACAUACGACGUCCUUAUAUUGUUCAUUGGAACUCGGAAGGCUGA